AUGCAUGAUGGAUCACCAGACGCUCAUCUGGUAUUCGCUAGUCGCUCCGGGUGUGGCAAGUUCCACGUUGUAAGCCGCUUGUCAAGGUCACGAAAAUGUCAGUUGUCAAAUUUAUGGUCGACGAUCCUUGAUGACUACGGUGCAAUUAUUGAAAUGGAUUUGAAUACGACCACUAUGCUAUCCCACCCAAUAGGCCUCGGUUAUCGAUUCGGUGGACAUGGUCUGCAUUCAGCUGAUGACAGUGACCAUUUCAAACUACUGGAAGCCGAUGGCGACUCGUUGCUGGUAGGAGCUCGGUGA
Molecule: messenger RNA, 300 nt
Organism: Angiostrongylus costaricensis
Lineage: Eukaryota; Metazoa; Nematoda; Chromadorea; Rhabditida; Metastrongylidae
Source: the annotation of a GenBank genome assembly